Sardina pilchardus (European sardine) is the source of this 1448-nucleotide messenger RNA. It is a transcript of the gene avpr2b.1, whose product is annotated as arginine vasopressin receptor 2b, tandem duplicate, 1. Gene Ontology annotation, molecular function: peptide binding; vasopressin receptor activity. The record is from RefSeq and is a predicted model, not a curated record. Gene Ontology annotation, biological process: positive regulation of vasoconstriction; regulation of systemic arterial blood pressure by vasopressin; G protein-coupled receptor signaling pathway. The coding region runs from base 1 to 1077 and encodes 358 amino acids. The transcript is spliced from 2 exons. Gene Ontology annotation, cellular component: plasma membrane. Lineage: Eukaryota; Metazoa; Chordata; Actinopteri; Clupeiformes; Clupeidae.
AUGUCUUUAUUCACGUCAAAUGAGACCAAUUUCAGUUUCACAAGUGAAACUAGCCUUGAUACGCCGCGAGAUGAACGCCUUGCGCGAGUUGAAAUAGCUAUUCUGAGCAUAAUUUUCCUCUGCGCAGCAGUGCUGAACUUCGGGCUCCUCUCGGUUCUGUGGAAGCGAAGAAAGCAAAUGUCUCGAAUGCGCGUAUUCGUCUUUCAUUUGUGCUUGGCGGAUCUUGUCGUCACUUUUUUCCAAGUGUGUCCUCAACUAAUGUGGGAUAUCACCGAUAGAUUCAGCGGUCCUGACGUAUUAUGCCGGUUGGUGAAGUACCUACAGGUGGUCGGCAUGUUCGCCUCUACUUACAUGAUCGUUGUGAUGACCAUUGACCGCUACCAAGCCAUCUGCAAUCCCAUGGUGACUUUCCAGAGACGUCGUGCGCGCUGGAACGUCCCUGUCUGCAUCGCAUGGGGAAUCGCUCUUAUCGGAAGCCUCCCUCAGGUCUUCAUCUUCUCCCAAGUUGAGAUUUCUCCUGGGGUUUUCGAGUGCUGGGCUGACUUCAUACGACCAUGGGGACUGAAGACAUACAUAACCUGGACAACUUUAGUCAUUUUCGUGUUGCCCAUACUGACUGUCGUUGUGUGCCAGGUGCGCAUUUGUAGAGCAAUUCAGAUAAACCUCCACAUGAAAACUCACCAGAACGAAGAGGAUGUCAUUAAGCAGCCACUGCCGUCCAGAGCCAGCAGUGUCACCGGAGUGUCUAAAGCAAGGAUUAAAACAGUGAAAAUGACUGUUGUGAUCGUGCUUGCCUACAUUCUCUGUUGGUCACCAUUCUUUACAGUUCAGCUGUGGUCAGUUUGGGACGAUGACGCACCGACUGAAAGUGCGGUCUUUACCAUCCUCAUGCUGUUGUCCAGUCUGAACAGCUGUGCCAACCCUUGCAUCUAUCUCCUCUUCAGUGGGAAAUUUCCUAGACGGAUCAUGGCACUUCUGUGUAUGGGUCACAGGAGCGGUAAGGAGUCUAUCCCAGAUGAAGCAACCGUAGUCAGUACACUGUACAUGAGCUUGAAGAGCGUCUCGGACAGUAGGUGAGCCAAUACUCUGUAGGCCACAUGUCGCAAACAAAAACAUUUUUUUCGAACCAUCAUGAACAGAUAUUGCAGACUCCCUCGGAAAAGUGUUUUUGCGAAUGUAAUUUGCACUUUCUAUGGUCUGUUUGAGAUCUGUGUAUGAAGUGCUGUAAAUAGCGCCUUGCUAUUGAAUGAAACGUGUUCCACUGUGCGCAUCGACUGUGUAAAAUAUCUAUACGCUUUCUGUUAAGGCAGGCUAGACUUUCCACUGUAUAGGCUAAUGCAUGGCUACCUGUGAACUUAACUACGCAGAGCGCUGGUGGGGAAAAUGCUGACUUGUGCUUCUAUCAUUUUAAUUGGCUGUGACAUUUUGAUACUUUUAUCGCCACCACA